ACUUACAUCCAUUUUUCAGGAAACCAAACAAUUCCACAAAUAAUUCCAUCCCUCCAACGGCAACUCAAAGUAGAGUACUCAAGAAACCAAACAAAGAUGCUCGCACUGAUAUCUCCGUCUCCGUGUAAACCCUGCGUAAAAUCAAGGACGACCACCGCCAGAUUCAUGGCCACCGAUAGAACCACCGAGGCUCCCAUACGUCAAAGAAGAGUUAUGUCCGCCUUCGAAGUUCGAGUCUCUCUCGUCUUCGCUCUAGCAUCCCAAGCUUCUUCCCUCUCUCAGAGAAUUCUGGUGGAUGUCGCUAGUGAAACCGCGAAAUAUGUGUUUCCAAAGAGGUUUGAGAACCGAAAUUUGGAGGAAGCUUUAAUGGCUGUUCCGGAUCUUGAGACAGUUGAGUAUAAAGUUUUAAGUAGGAGAGACGAGUACGAGAUUAGAGAAGUUGAGCCAUAUUACAUAGCAGAAACGACCAUGCCUGGGAAGACUGGGUUUGAUUUCAAUGGUGCAUCGCAAUCCUUCAAUGUCUUAGCUGAAUACCUGUUUGAACACAAGAAAGGAGAGAAUGGAGAUGACUACCCCAGUAAUUACUCGAAAGAUUCAAUCUGAUGGAGAGGAGAUGGAGAUGACUACCCCUGUGAUUACAAAGAAGCUGACAGGUCAGGAUAAGUGGGAGAUGUCUUUUGUCAUGCCAUCAAAAUAUGGUGCAAGCUUGCCAUUGCCUAAAGAUCAAUCUGUGAGGAUCAAAGAGGUGCAAAGAAAAACUGUUGCUGUCGUUGCCUUUUCAGGUUUUGUUACUGACGAAGAAGUUAAACAACGGGAAU
Tripterygium wilfordii is the source of this 818-nucleotide messenger RNA. RefSeq names its product heme-binding-like protein At3g10130, chloroplastic. The record is from RefSeq and is a predicted model, not a curated record. Bases 97 to 603 code for a protein of 168 amino acids. The transcript has 7 exons. Lineage: Eukaryota; Viridiplantae; Streptophyta; Magnoliopsida; Celastrales; Celastraceae.